Messenger RNA from Meriones unguiculatus (Mongolian gerbil), 1371 nucleotides. Its product is annotated as vomeronasal type-1 receptor A11-like. Gene Ontology annotation, cellular component: membrane. Lineage: Eukaryota; Metazoa; Chordata; Mammalia; Rodentia; Muridae. Gene Ontology annotation, biological process: G protein-coupled receptor signaling pathway. The coding region runs from base 1 to 1371 and encodes 456 amino acids. The transcript has 5 exons. Gene Ontology annotation, molecular function: pheromone receptor activity. The record is from RefSeq and is a predicted model, not a curated record.
AUGUCCUUCAGGUUUGAGCAGGAGAAUAGAGCGAAUAACUUUGCUAAGACCAUAGAGAUAAUCGAUGUUGGAGCCCAGAUUGAGACCCAGGGGGCGGGGUCCAGAUUGGAAGAAGCCAGCAAUGUGUUUCUCAGUGCCAAUGAACAGCAAGGGGCUGACGGUGGCAAAGCCAUUGGAGACCAUCAUGUGGAUAAUGUGGUGGACUGGGUCACUAUCCUGCAUCAGUCUGGAGGCAAAUAUGAUGCAGUCCAUACAGUACAUCAGCACAAAGAAGUUCAUGAGCAGCAGGAUCAUACCGGUGGCCCUUUGCACUGGGGACGCUUUUGCAGAAAGGCUGGUGCUGCAGUGACAGAGCUGAACAGUCUUUAUGAGCUGCCUGAACUCUCCCAGACCACAAACAUAAGCCACCAACACAUCCACAGAGACCAUCAUGUGCUGGAAUUCUCCCAUUCUGACAUAAGGAACACCUUCUUCUCUGAAAUUGGCAUUGGGAUCUCAGCCAACAGCUUCCUUCUUCUCUUUUACAUCCUCAAGUUCAUUCCUGGGCACAGGCCUAGACCCACUGACGUGCUCAUUGGUCUGCUGGCACUAAUCCACCUACUGAUGCUAAUGUUCAUAGCAUUCAUAGCCACGGACAUUUUUAUUUCUUUGAGGGGAUGGGAUGACACCAUAUGUAAACUCAUUGUCUACCUGUACAGAAUUUUUAGGGGCCUCUCGCUUUGUACCACCAGCCUGCUGAGUGUCCUCCAGGCCAUCAUCCUCAGUCCCAGAAGCUCCUGUUUAGCCAAGUUCAAGCACAAAUCUGCCCAUUACAUCUCAUGUGCCUUUCUUUUUCUGAGUGUCCUUUAUGUGCUCAUUAGCAGUCACCUCUUAGUAUCAAUUAUUGCCACUCCCAAUUUGACUUCAAAUAACUUCAUGUAUGUUACUAGGUCCUGUUCUCUCCUACCCAUGAGUUACCUCAUGAAAAGCACAUUUUGUACACUGAUGGCCGUCAGGGAAGUCUUUCUUAUUAGUGUUAUGGUCAUCUCUACUUGGUACAUGGUGGCUCUCUUGUGCAGGCACAGGAAGCAGGCCCAGCAUCUUCACAGCACCAGGCUUUCUCCAAAAGCAUCCCCAGAGCAAAGAGCUAACAGGGCCUUCCUUCUGCUCAUGAGCUUCUUUGUGUUGAUGUCCAUCUUGGAUGGCUUUAUCUCCUGCUCAAGAACUAUGUUCCUGAAUGAUCCAACAUCUUACUAUAUCCGACUCUUUGUUGUCCACAGCUAUGCCACAGUCAGCCCUUUUGUGUUUAUGAACACUGAAAAACAUGUCGUUAACUUUUUCAGAUCCAUGUAUGGAAGGAUGGUAAACAUCAUAUUACUUGGGUGUAGGUAA